GUAAGUAUAAAUAUACUAUGCUACAGUACGUACUUUCUUGCCUAAUAAGAAAAUUCACCGGCCGGCCUUGUUCACACCUCUGUUCCAUCCUUCUAUAAAUCAAGCCAAUAACGUACCCAGAAUAGAGACACACACUCACUGAUUAACACAUAAUUUGUACACACAGAGAUGGCAGAAGUAAAGGUUUUAGGUGGUUGGGCAAGCCCUUUUAGUGCUAGAGUUGAGCUUGCUCUCAAACUGAAGGGAGUUGAAUAUGAAUUCAUACAACAAGAUCUCUCCAACAAGAGCCCCUUGCUUCUCAAAUCCAACCCUGUCCACAAGAAAAUCCCUGUCCUCUUGCACAACGGAAACCCAAUCGCUGAGUCCCUUGUCAUUCUCGAGUAUAUCGACGACACUUUUCCGGGGGCUCCCAUUUUGCCCAAAGAUCCUUACGAGAGAGCCUUGGCUCGUUUCUGGGCUAAGUUCAUAGACGAUAAGUUCUUCCCUGCAACUAUGAAAGUACGAUCUACCAAAGGCGAGGAGCAAGAGAAGGCAAAAGAGGAAGUUGGUGAGCUUCUGAAAGUUCUGGACAAUGAAUUGAAGAAGAAGAAAUUCUUGGGAGGGGAGACGAUCGGACUUGCAGAUAUAGCGGGCAAUUUCGUUGCUGUAUGGGUUGGAGUUGUGGAAGAAGUUAUGGGGGUGGAUCUGGGCGUGACCGAAGAAAAAUUCCCUCAUUUAUGUCGGUGGAAACAGGAUUUCCUCAACUGCCAUGUAAUUAAGGAGACUUUACCUUCUAGAGAUAAACUUGUUGCCUAUUUCAGCAAGCUACUCAAGCCAGCAGCUGCAACUGCUUCUCAGUAAACAUUUGUUUUAGAUUGAAAAGUUUGUACUGGAAGAGUCGUAAUAAAAUGAAUGUCAAGGUCUCAUAUAGUCAGAUCUGUUGUAAGUUGUAACACUUGCUUCAGUUGCUUGUUUAUUAUUAAUAAAAUAAUGAGGUAAGGCCAUGGACUUUACUCUUUAUUUGUUUUUUUUUUUUGGAA
Ipomoea triloba (trilobed morning glory) is the source of this 1019-nucleotide messenger RNA. RefSeq names its product probable glutathione S-transferase. The transcript has 2 exons. The coding region runs from base 169 to 840 and encodes 223 amino acids. The record is from RefSeq and is a predicted model, not a curated record. NCBI's taxonomy places the organism in Eukaryota, Viridiplantae, Streptophyta, Magnoliopsida, Solanales, Convolvulaceae. Gene Ontology annotation, cellular component: cytoplasm. Gene Ontology annotation, biological process: glutathione metabolic process. Gene Ontology annotation, molecular function: glutathione transferase activity.